Messenger RNA from Dermatophagoides pteronyssinus (European house dust mite), 903 nucleotides. RefSeq lists its product as uncharacterized. Gene Ontology annotation, molecular function: protein binding. NCBI's taxonomy places the organism in Eukaryota, Metazoa, Arthropoda, Arachnida, Sarcoptiformes, Pyroglyphidae. The record is from RefSeq and is a predicted model, not a curated record.
UGAAUUUUGAAAACAACAAUGAAGAUGAUGGUGAAAAUGAUGAAGAUGAUGAUAGCCAUUUUUCAUCAUUACUACAUCAUAAUUCGAAUCAUCCAGAUAUUCAUUCGAAACAAUUUGCCAAAAAAUCUUCAUCACCAACAUCAUCAUCAAAACCAAAACCAAAACAACAAACAUCAUCAUUAUCAUCAAGAACUAUAUCGGAAUUAGAUCCAACAACAAAUUAUUAUGAUGGUAUGGAUAAUGAUUAUGAUUGUGCAAGUACACGGCCAUUAUUAUCGAUUAAUGAUUUACAACAAGCAACAGCCGAUGCAUUAGCUCGUGAAAAAAAUAUUUUUAACGAAACAAAAAUUACUGAAAUUGUAAACGACGACGACGACGAUAAUCAAACAACCGAAUUGCAAAACGUUCACAGUUUGAAUCAAAUCGACAAUAACCAAAACGACCAAAAAAGAAGCAAUAAUAAAAGUAAUAAAAUGGCCGAAGAAGAGAUUGAUAUUGAUCUAAAUGAUCCGGAAGUUGGUCGAGCAGCUGUAAAAAUACAGGCCGGUUUUAAAACAUUUAUGGCCGGUAAAAAUAAGAAUAAAAUUGUAGAACCUGAACAACAGCAGCAGCAGCAACAAAGUUCUGGAAAUAUUCCGCCUGAAAAAGUUUCCAAUGAUGAUGAUGGUGGUGAUGAUGAUGAUGAAAAAAAUGAUCAAACAAAUCAAUCAGAUACGAAAACAACAACAAUCGAUGAAUCGUUAGCCGAAAUUGAUCUAAAUGAUCCAGAUUUGGAACGUGCAGCACAAAAAAUUCAAUCAUCAUAUCGUGGUUUUCAAAAAAAUCGUAAAUCAACACCAGCUACAACAACAACAGAAAAUGAUGACAAUCAAUAACAUUCAUUGGAAAACAACAAAGCGAGAA